AUGGACGAAAGUAACCAUGAAAUGGUUAAUACCUUAACUUCACAAUUAGGGACUAUCCUAAAUCCUUUAAUUAAUAACACAAAUAACAACUAUCAGUUGUUAGCCCAUCAGAUGGGGCGAAUCGCAGAUUUCUUUGGCACACCUGCAAUGCCCAACCAAAACCUUCAACCCAUUCGAAAUCAAGCGCAUGUUCAAAAUCAGGGUUUCCCCAAUGAGGAUGAAGUUCCUAAUAAUCGAGCGCCACAAGUGGUGCGAGAGGAACCACCGGUCCAAGUGGUGAACCAAGUUCAAGAUCCUGGGAUAGUCUUGGUUAAUAGAAAUCAGAACGCUGACGAAGUAGUUAGAAAUGUGCAAAGAAACAAUUUUGCACAACAAGAUAAUUUGGCAAAUCUAGUCGAAACGAUAUUAACCCAAAAUGGUUUCAAUGUUGGCUUGCACAGGCCUAACUUCGUUUCCCCUUUGUCUGAGUAUGUGCUACAGACUGAAUUGCCAAGGGGAUGGAAAAUUCCCAAAUUCACAAAGUUUGCUGGGGAUACAACUGAAUCAACGGUGGAGCAUGUUGCAAGAUUUUUUGCCGAAGCAGGAAACUUGGCAGAUAAUGAAAAUUUAAGAUUGAAAUAUUUCCCAAAUUCCCUUACAAAAAAUGCUUUCACUUGGUUCACAACACUUCCCCCUCGUUCGAUUCAUCAUUGGGCUCAAUUGGAAAGGGUUUUCCAUGAACAGUUUUACAUGGGCCAAUCUAAGAUUAGUUUGAAGGAAUUGGCCAGUGUUAGGAGAAAAAUGCCAGAGUCCAUAGAUGAUUACUUGAAUAGAUUCAGGUUACUCAAGGCAGACAUGGCACAGUUAGCAGAUAGAGUGAGACAGGUCGAACACCUUAAGGCUGAAAAGGCUAGAUCAUCAAAGUUUCAAAAGAGGGAAAAAAUUGCCUAUGUCGAAACAAUAGAUGAUGAUGAUGAAUAUGUGAUAAAUUACGAAGACAUAGAGGAUAAUGAAAUCAAUGUGGCCGAACUAAAACCUGGCCCUCCUUAUGUCUGUAAAUUAUUAAAACCUUCGAAUGGAAAAAAUCCUGUCGAACCAAAAAAUGAUAAAUUUGUUGCUAAGACAUAUUCAUUUGACAUAACUAAAUGUGAUGAAAUAUUUGAUUUAUUGGUUACUGAUGGCCAAAUUGUUGUUCCGAAGGGGCUAAAAGCGCCUCCCCUUGAGCAACAAAAGAAAAGAGGUUUUUGUAAAUUUCAUAAUUUUCUGGGUCAUAAAACCUCACAAUGUGUUCUUUUCAGGGAUCUGGUUCAGAAAGCUUUGAAAGAUGGAAGGCUGAAGUUUGGCGAGAAGUCCAAACACCAGAUGAAAAUUGAUGAGGAUCCAUUACAGAUAUCAGAUGCUUCCUAUGUGGAACCGGUCGAAUGCUUAAUGAUCGAUGCCAUGGACCUGUCAGGAGGCGCACAAUUAGUUUCUAUUCCAGAAGAUGAAUACUACGAGAAGAUGAAAGUGGUAUACCCUAGGGCUGAAGAGGAACUAAUUGAUUUUCUGCAAAGGUGUAAGCUUAACAAGUCUGAAGUUAUGCUUUGCCCAAGGUGCAGUGCUGUAUUCGAUAAGAAGGCUAUUGAGGGCCUUAACAAGUUUAUACUGUUCAUGAGAAACAAAGAGAAUUGGCCAAAGUCAAGGCCAAUGAAAAGACAAAAUAUGGCGCAUGCCAAACCAAUACAUCAAAGGUUGGGCAACUCAAGUACUUUUGUGCCAUCCAACAACUCACCAAUGAACAAAUGGGUUCAUGGUCAUGCAUCAAACUUUGUCAGAAAUUCUGUUGACAAGGGAAGUUCGAGUAAGAGCCGUUCGAGUCAGCCUGGAGAUUCGAAGAAGUAUGCUUACAGGAACAACUACAUGGGAAAGAAUCCCAUGACAAGAACACAAUGGCGCAGACAUCAACGCCAACAGAAACUCUCACUUCAGGAGGCUCAGAAGAUAGAAAACAACAAAGGAAAGCAGGUGGUCGAAGCGACCAGAAGGCCUCUGAAAGAAAGAUUGUCUCAACCAUUGGCUGAUCAAAAUGUUGAUGACAAGAUCGAAGAGGAAACUUGGAGGAUGAGGAUCUUCUUGAUUCAGAUCCUGAAUUUGAUGUGCUGGUGA
Messenger RNA from Trifolium pratense (red clover), 2124 nucleotides. RefSeq lists its product as uncharacterized. The transcript has 2 exons. NCBI's taxonomy places the organism in Eukaryota, Viridiplantae, Streptophyta, Magnoliopsida, Fabales, Fabaceae. The coding region runs from base 1 to 2124 and encodes 707 amino acids. The record is from RefSeq and is a predicted model, not a curated record.